UGCUUUUGGUACUUGCACUGCACUAUCAGUUUUCUUUACCAAAUUUUAACCUUCUCAAUUCACAUACAAAAGAAGUUCUAGCUACAUUUUAACUUACACAAAAAUGGCCCCAAGUUUAGAUGAUGGUAGCUCUCUUUUUAACUUUGUUGUCCGAGAUGGGAACGGAGUCAAAGGAAUGGUCGAUUUAGGCUUAUCAAAGGUGCCAGAAGCUUACAUUCAACCACCAAAAGAGAGAAUAGACAAGCAAAAGGCAACCAAACAUGAGCAGUCACCGAUUGAUUUCUCCAGGCUAAAUGGACCUGACCAUGACGAAGUGGUCAAGGAAAUUGUCACAGCUGCUGAAACUCUUGGCUUCUUCCAACUCGUUAACCAUGGCGUGCCUGUUGAUUUACUGGAGACGCUAAAGGCAGCGGCGCAUAACUUCUUUGGCCUGCCAUCGGAAAAGAAGGCUGUUUAUCGCAAAGAAGUGAGUCCAAGCCCGUUGGUGAAGUAUGGGACGAGCUUUGUCCCAGAGAAAGAGAAAGCAUUGGAGUGGAAGGAUUAUAUUAGCAUGGUCUAUACCAAUGAUGCCGAAGCUCUUGAUCAAUGGCCUAAAGAGUGCAGGGAAGUGGCACUUGAGUACUUGAAAACAUCGAUGAACAUGGUGAAGCAAUUGCUACAAAUUUUGAUGGGAAAUCUUGGAGCCGAACUAGAUGACUCAAAGAUUGAUGCACUCAUUGGCAUGAAAAUGGUUAAUAUGAAUUUUUAUCCAACAUGUCCUAAUCCAGACCUCACAGUUGGUGUUGGACGCCAUUCAGACAUGGGUACUCUUACGAUUUUACUACAAGAUGGAAUUGGUGGUUUAUACGUGAAAGUUGCGGAAGACAUAGAGAAUAUUAUUGGAAAGAAAGGGGAGUGGGUAGAAAUCCCUCCCAUCCCAGGUGCUUUGGUCAUCAAUAUUGGCGAUACAUUACAGAUACUAAGUAAUGGAAGGUACAAAAGUGCAGAACAUAGAGUUCGUACCACAAACACAAAAUCAAGAGUGUCAAUUCCAAUAUUUACAGCCCCGAAACCAGCCGAGAAAAUUGCACCACUUCCUCAAGUUGUGGAGAAAGAUGGAGUGACUCAUUACCAAGAAUUCAUUUUUGCAGACUACAUGAAAAACUUCUUUGGAAAUGCACAUGAUGGCAAGAAAUCCCUUGACUUUGCUCAAAUUACUUCUGCUUGAUGUUGAUGCAGAAAAUUUUGUACCUCACUUGAUUUUGGCUUGCAUGUCCUUUUGGUGCACUUAUUAAUGGUUUAUACACCGGUGUAAAAUAACAAUAAUAAUAACUUUAUAAAAUAAUAAAAUAAUGAUUUAUGUAAAAAAAUAAUAUAAAGUAUUAUGUUAGCAUUUACAAGCUAUCCUAAACUAUAUUUUACAAUA
Molecule: messenger RNA, 1405 nt
Organism: Durio zibethinus
Lineage: Eukaryota; Viridiplantae; Streptophyta; Magnoliopsida; Malvales; Malvaceae
Product: scopoletin 8-hydroxylase-like
Source: RefSeq, a predicted model, not a curated record